This is a messenger RNA of Babesia sp. Xinjiang, 1704 nucleotides long. It is a transcript of the gene pli1, whose product is annotated as E3 SUMO-protein ligase pli1. Gene Ontology annotation, molecular function: SUMO ligase activity; zinc ion binding. Gene Ontology annotation, biological process: protein sumoylation. The record is from RefSeq and is a predicted model, not a curated record. Bases 1 to 1704 code for a protein of 567 amino acids. The transcript has a single exon. Lineage: Eukaryota; Apicomplexa; Aconoidasida; Piroplasmida; Babesiidae.
AUGUUAUGUGAUACCAAGGGCGCUACGGACUAUAUGUAUUGCGUUUGCUCAGGAAACUAUGUUGAAACUUCAGACACUGCAGCCCCCCUGACUUGCAAGUCAUGUAAGAAGUUGAGCCAUCGGCCAUGCACAUGUUAUUUGGGACCAGAUGAAGAUUUUGAAUGCAGCUUAUGUCAAGUUCAGCUGCUUGACCCAUUUAACAAUUUGCUGGAAUUCCUGUGGUAUGGUAGUAUGGGCUCAAAAACUGCGGUUUUCAAAGUUGAUAUUCCUGACCUGGAAAAAUGGGAAUCACAGCAUAAAGACGCAUAUAUAAUAUCAUUACCACUGCCUACAAGUAAUGUCGUCCACGAAUGGCCCAAAACAUUAGAACUGAGGAUUAAUAAGGACGUGGUACAUACUGUCAAGGAGCCCAGUUGGGGACACUCACGGAGGGACAACCCUAUAAAAAUUACUUACGCGAUGCAACCAGGUGUAAACUUGUUUGAGAUAAGCAGCACUACCUACCCGGAAACGCUUCGCCAAUUUCUGAUCAUAAUUGCGGUUUCAAAACGCGUUGCCGUGGAAAGGAUAAUAGAAACUGUUAAGAAGCGACGUACAAUACCUAGUAAACAGUCAAAACAACGAAUUUUAGAACUUAUGAGCAAUCAACGCGAUGAUGAUGACGUAAUAUGCAUAGAACAAGGCCAGAAAAUCGAAUUGAAUUGCCCAAUCACGUUGAGCCGAAUGGAGUUACCAACGCGUGGAAAACAUUGUAGACAUGUACAAUGCUUCGACCUGUACGCCUAUCUUCAGGUCAUGCAAAACAUGUCAACACUUAAUGCUCGAUGGAAAUGCCCAGAGUGUCAGCUGAUUGUUAAGCCAAUAGACUUGGUGAUUGACGGUUAUGUGCUCCAAAUAUUGAAAACCGUACCCCAAUGCACAUCUGCCAUAGAAUUAGACAAAUUUGGGAAUUACAAGGGCAUUAAAAUUAAUGGCCAUUGGCGUGAUUUCGACUCUUCCAAUAUGUUAUGUAAUAAGGGUACGUUUUGCGAAAUUUCGAGCAACACCAUCGGUAAAUCUAUCGACACGACAAAUGGUAUUCCAGAGAAGGAUUGUCUGCCUUCAUCUUCAAAUUUGAAGACAAAAUUGCAUUUUACAGACGCCUUAAACUUGGCUGCGCAACCGGGGGUUGCUUCUAACGACGUUGUAGUCGUGGGUGCCCAUGAAAGAGUACAAUCAUCUUUCACCUCGAUGUCGCCACAAAGAGAGGUAAUCAUCCUGGAUUCAUCGGAUGACGAAGAGUGUCAGACAACAUACACAUAUGUCUGCACCGACUCCAAAUUGACAUCCGACAAAACGUCGCCAAAAAAAGAAGUGAGUUUUUCUCGCACUGAUACAGCGACUCGCGGAGCCGUUACAAACACUGCAAGGCUAGACAAGAAAAAAACUUUGGGGAGAAGUUCCACUCUAGAACCAUCCACACUAUCGCAGCGCCUCAAUCGUUUGCCUAAGGUGGCAGAACCGCCUAGCGUCACACCGCAGUGCGCCAAACGCGGAAUCCUUACUGUGGACGGGACCAAUGGGAGACAAAUGUCUGGAACUUCAAAACAAGCAGGAACACAAGCGACAAACAAUUCAAGUGAAACACGCGACGAUACAAUCAAAAGAGUCAAACAAACGUGCACUUUGGAGGCCCGCGACCAGGGAUCAGCUUACCUGUGUUGA